GUUUCCCCACGACCCGAAUCCGUGGGCAAAAUCCCUCCCUCUCCCCCGAUCCGAGACAACGAGUCCUUCCUCUGCCGGCGUCAGCCAUCGGCGUCCAUUCGCUUGCUGCCGCUUCCUGCAGAGUCGCGCGCCGUUUUCGUCUCGCUUCAAUCUUGCCACGGGUAGCAGCGACACUUCGCACUCGCCUGCUUCUGCCACGACUGAAGCUCUACGUGGUUGACGUCAUGGCCGUCAAGGAAGAGGGAGAUACAUCCCAACAGGGAAAGAAGUCCAGAUCUAGACUCAUCCUUCGCCUAGGUGCGCUCCUCGUUGCUCACAGCGGUCUCGUUAGUGUUGUGUGUUGUGCCGCUGGGAUUAUCGCUUUCAUCCUCCUCCCCGUCUUGGCCAACAACACAUAUAUAUCUGAGAACGCCCUGAUGCCAGGGUCAGCUGAUCCAGCCUUCUCCUCACAAGAAGUUCUAGAUGCCAACAGACUCACUAUGGACAUACUUAAUCGAGGAGCUGCAAAAGCUUCAGGAAUAGAAAUAGCAAAAUUGCUACGUGAGUAUAUAGUGGCUGUGGGUGCUGAAUCAUAUUACCACAAAUUUGUGCCUCGUGCAAAUAAGUUCCACCCUCUUCAUUUCUUCUCUUCCACCACUGAUAAUUUGGACUUGCCAGCUAACCCUAGUUGUGGAUCAUUUAUUCUAAAUGCUGUAGGCAUCAUACGAGCUCCUCGUGGUGAUGGAAAAGAAACUAUUGUAUUGGUAACUCCUUACAAUUCACAAAACACCACAUACAGUGAUGCUGUUUCACUAGGGAUUGGUUUCUCUAUUAUUUCACUUCUAAGCCAUGUUACAUGGCUUGCAAAGGAUAUUGUUUGGUUAGCUGCUGAUUCCAGAUAUGGGGAGUAUAUGACAGUUGAUUCAUGGCUAAAAGAUUAUCAUGGUCCUGCCUUCCCAGGUGAGACGAGUAGAAUUGUUGAUGAUGCAUGCUUUGAAGAAAACAAUAGUGAUUCACUAGAUCAUAUCAAGGUUGAAGGCCAUAAUUCUUAUGUUUACAAGCGUGCUGGAACAAUGGCUGCUGCACUUGUGCUCAAGGUUGUAGACAAGAAAGAGAAGGAGGAAAGAGACAGCCUAUCUAUUUAUGCAGAGGCCUCAAAUGGCCAAAUGCCUAACCUUGACCUUAUCAAUAUUGCUCAUUAUUUGGCAGUUCACAGACAAGGUUUACGUGUGAAGAUUGGUUCUAUAAUUUAUUUUCUUAAAGCUUCAUGGGUUAAAUUACUUGGUGAGAUGUUGCAGCAUAUUACUACAUUGGCUAAACUUUUGAAUCCAAAAUGGAAACUUGAUAUCACAUCUGCUGAUUAUGUUGAAGGAACAGCUACACUUGCAAGCUCAAUUUACUAUCAGGCACUUGGUGUUCCUACUGGCUCUCAUGGAGCAUUCCGUAAUUACCAAGUAGAUGCAGUCACACUUGAGUUCUCACCCAGGUCUUCUCUGAAUAAUGAGAAUGUUCGAUCUGCAUUUCUUCUUAAAACUGGAAGGUUAAUUGAAGGAGUUAUCCGCUCAGUAAAUAACCUUCUCGAGAAGUUCCAUCAGUCAUUUUUCCUCUACUUUUUAACAGCUCCUCAUAAGUAUGUUUCCGUUGGAAUUUACAUGAUUCCCUUUGGAAUCCUAAUAGCUCCUCUACCAAUAGUUGCUGCUGCUCUCUUUUCUAGUAAUAAUGGUUCCAGCAAUAAAGAUGGAUCGUGGAAAUGGCUUCAAGCUGCCAAGGUGGUGUUUUUGAUUCAUCUCUGGGCCAUGAUUACAUCAUUGCUUCCAUAUGUGCUCUUGCAACUCCCCUUAGUAACCCCAUCAUCGUUCACAUCAGCUUGGGCUGCAGUAGCUAUCUGUUUUCUGUUAAUCACGUACUUGAUUUUGUGGAGUUCCUCUAUUGAUUGUGGGUGGGAACUAUUGAAAUCUGUCAUGAUUGUUGCUGCUGCAAUAGGUCUGAGCUUAAUGUCAGUCAUCAAUUUCUCAACUGCACAGAUUGGGGCCAUGCUAAUUGUUCCAAUGUGUUUAUUAGUAAAACCUGCUAGAAAACAGACUCAAGGUGUUUUUGCGAAGGCACUGAUGUUGACAUCUAAUUUAGCUUUGCUUGUGGUUGCUUUCCCACCGGCUGCUUUGUUAAUAGCAAAAACUCUUUUUGGUGCUUCUGGAAAUAUAGAUAUUGGUGACUUUUGGGAAUGGGCACAAAUCUUAUGGUCAUGGAAUAGUGCCACCUAUAUGUACCUACUAUGGAUCCAUCUUCCAUGUUGGGUUCUCUGCUUGAAUAUUUUUCUAUAUCCUUGUAUUGGGAGCUCCUCCAAGGCAUGAGUAUUUCAGAUCAACAGUAGAAUCUUACUCAGCAUUAUGGAAGCUGUCAUGCUAAAUUGAACUUUGCUUGGAUUCUCAACGAUCAGGAAAUUGAACCAUUGGCUUUCUUGAUGGAGACGAAUGUAGGCGUUUGUAUUUUUGUUUAUUUUCUUUAAGAGAAUCUUUUGUGAUGUAUUCUCCUUGUACGAACGACACUCACUGUUGAAUGCAAAAUUAAUGUGUGUUAUCCCA
This is a messenger RNA of Zingiber officinale, 2561 nucleotides long. Its product is annotated as glycosylphosphatidylinositol anchor attachment 1 protein-like. Gene Ontology annotation, cellular component: GPI-anchor transamidase complex; membrane. Lineage: Eukaryota; Viridiplantae; Streptophyta; Magnoliopsida; Zingiberales; Zingiberaceae. Gene Ontology annotation, biological process: attachment of GPI anchor to protein. Bases 225 to 2330 code for a protein of 701 amino acids. The transcript is spliced from 6 exons. The record is from RefSeq and is a predicted model, not a curated record.